AGGUGGCGGCAUGCACCUGAAACGUUGGUUUGCGGACCGCCAUUACAUCAUAGAAGAAGACGGAAGCGCACCUUUGAACAAAAUCAGCUUUGCUUAACGCAGUAUUUCACAUGCAUUUUACCAUAUUUAAUGGCUGUUUUAAAUAGCCCAAGUUUAAUCCGUUUAUUUCGUGCACGAGUUAUUGUUCUUAUAUUGACGUGCAGCUUUGUACUGUGUGUCGUCUGGAAUUUGGAGAAUAAAACGCCAGAGAUAUCCACAGAACUGAUGACUGACCAGACUCUGAAGUAUUUUCUCAGCCAGGGGAAGAUACAGGUUAAGGAUGCAGCAGAUAUUGAAUGGGCCCAUGCUGCCAACAGCAAGAACAAGAUCACAGAGGCACUACAGAGCUCCGCCCACAUGAUAGAGGCAGACAUACUUCUGAGGAGUAACGACCCUAAAGAGCCAAUCAUGGCUCAUCCUCCUGAGACCGACAGUGAUGUCACGCUGCGUGAUUGGCUGAAGGAGGUCAAGGCAUCAGACAAAGGGAUAAAGCUCGACUUCAAAAGUCUGGCAGCGGUCGCUCCAUCCAUGGUGUUAUUAGACGAGGUUCGGGCUGAGCUCCGUGGUCCCGUGUGGAUCAACGCUGACAUCCUGCCAGGCCCUGGAGGCAAGGCCACACCCCUUGACCCCAAAGUCUUCCUGGAGGCAGCUGUGACCCCUGGUUCCCAUGGUGAUGUUCUCUCCCUGGGCUGGACAACGGGCUGGACUGCAGAUACACACAACCCAGGGUACAGCUGGGAGAUGGUGAGGGACAUGGAGGCAGUGUGUCGGACCCUAAGACAUCCAGUCACCUUCCCUGUCAGAGCAGCCCUCCUGGCCCAGUCAUUCUCCCAGCUACACUGGCUUCUACAGCAGUCAGACAGGUACAGCCUGACAGUGUGGAUAACCCUGUCUGUUGUUCCCUCUCCCAGGUACAGCCUGACAGUGUGGAUAACCCUGUCUGUUGUUCCCUCUCCUAGGUACAGCCUGACAGUGUGGAUAACCCUGUCUGUUGUUCCCUCUCCCAGGUACAGCCUGACAGUGUGGAUAACCCUGUCUGUUGUUCCCUCUCCCAGGUACAGCCUGACAGUGUGGAUAACCCUGUCUGUUGUUCCCUCUCCCAGGUACAGCCUGACAGUGUGGAUAACCCUGUCUGUUCCCUCUCCUAGGUACAGCCUGACAGUAUGGACUGGCCACACUGAUGUCUUCGUUGUAAAGGACCUACUGCCUUACAGGAGUGACAUCGACAAGACCAGGAUAUAUUACGACCUGCUGGACUCACAGAGGACACAGCUCAGAGGACUAACAGGCUACUGAUCUUGUGUUAUUAAAAAAUAAAAAUAAAAGAAAUCUC
Molecule: messenger RNA, 1372 nt
Organism: Oncorhynchus keta (chum salmon)
Lineage: Eukaryota; Metazoa; Chordata; Actinopteri; Salmoniformes; Salmonidae
Gene: fam151b
Product: family with sequence similarity 151 member B
Exons: 9
Coding region: 130-1335 (401 amino acids)
Source: RefSeq, a predicted model, not a curated record